Messenger RNA from Drosophila kikkawai, 1007 nucleotides. It is a transcript of the gene IscU, whose product is annotated as Iron-sulfur cluster assembly enzyme. Gene Ontology annotation, molecular function: ferrous iron binding; 2 iron, 2 sulfur cluster binding. Gene Ontology annotation, cellular component: cytoplasm; mitochondrial matrix. Gene Ontology annotation, biological process: iron-sulfur cluster assembly; intracellular iron ion homeostasis. Lineage: Eukaryota; Metazoa; Arthropoda; Insecta; Diptera; Drosophilidae. The record is from RefSeq and is a predicted model, not a curated record.
CCACACUGUUCUUUCCCAACAGCUGUUUCCAAACGCGCAGUAGUUUCUGUGUUUUCUUUUCGCUUCGAAUUUCACAACAAUACCCAACUAGUUGUAUUGAUUUACUUAAAUUACAAUUAGCAAGUGAAUAUGUCUUUGGUCCGCAACUCAUCCCGCCUGCUCCGCUCUCAGCUGAAGCGUGUGCAGAGCGUGCCGGUGGCCCUAUACCACGAGAAUGUCGUUGAACACUACGAAAACCCGCGCAACGUGGGAUCGCUGGACAAGAAGGAUGCCACAGUGGGCACUGGGCUGGUUGGAGCUCCCGCUUGCGGUGAUGUGAUGAAACUGCAAAUCAAAGUGGACGAGAACGGCAAGAUUGUGGACGCCAAGUUCAAGACCUUUGGCUGUGGCUCGGCCAUCGCCAGCAGUUCCCUGGCCACCGAGUGGGUCAAGGGAAAAUCCAUCGAUGAGGCCGGCAAGCUAAAGAACACGGACAUUGCAAAGGAGCUGCGUCUGCCGCCCGUUAAGCUGCACUGCUCUAUGCUGGCCGAGGAUGCCAUUAAGGCCGCUCUGGCGGAUUACAAGGUCAAGCAGCAACAGAAGAAGGCAAACUAAGCAAAGUGUUUGUGUGUGUGGAAACGGAAUCUGUGAAUGUAGUGGAGCAACUAAUAAAAAACUAUAAUAAUCUACACAAUACAAUACAAUACAAUACAAUACAAUACAAUACCAUAUACUAUAUAGAACACUUGGCAUCAAGUCGUAGUAUGCGAUUAUUCGCUAGAGCUCUGUGAGUGAUUGGCCGCGUGAUUGACUGCUGAUAAGUGCAUUGCGAGUAUAUAGGAUACGACAUUGAUUUAAACUGAAACGGAUAGCUGAAACUGAUCUAGUGUGAAUGCAUGUCCACGUGUGUGUAUUUUAAAGGGGAAUUACCUAGUCCCAAGAGCGAAAUUAAAUUAUCUGUUCUGUUAUGCAAAAUAUAAGCUUCCUUCGUCGAUAAAUAAAUAAAACGUUCCCGUUGGAAUAGAAAA